This is a messenger RNA of Saprolegnia parasitica CBS 223.65, 1104 nucleotides long. RefSeq lists its product as hypothetical. The record is from RefSeq and is a predicted model, not a curated record. The transcript is spliced from 2 exons. Bases 1 to 1104 code for a protein of 367 amino acids. Lineage: Eukaryota; Oomycota; Saprolegniomycetes; Saprolegniales; Saprolegniaceae.
AUGACCAGCGUCAGCGCUGGCGAGUCGAUCCUGGCGCUGUACGCCGCACAGUUCCUCAAGGCGCCACCGCCAACGACGACCGUGCCCUAUGCAUAUGAUGCGAGUGGUGAAGACGACAACCAAGCCCAAGCGGCGGCCGGCCACGACUCGGCGCGCAAGAAUGACCUUCGACUGCCGGGAGGAGUCACGAUCGAGGACGAGUUGUCCGAGCCCGACGACGAGCGGCCGGCCGCGCCUGUGCCAAUCUACAUGGCACCUCAAAACUACAGCAUGGGCGAGGUGCCAGUAUUGCCUUCGUCGACGAACCGCGUCGAGGCGCAGGCGAUUCCGCCGCUGUUGCAGUCGUUGCUGCGCUCGUUCGCGGACCAAAAAGCACAGAUUGCAACUCUACUUCGGUUCACAGGCUCGUUGAGCUGCGCACCCGCGUCGAUGGACGGACCGCUGACACCCGAGACCAUUCGCGAUGCAGCCGAGCACGUCGUUGGCAUCCAGUCCGGACACGACCGCCUGUCGCUCGCGCGUACAGCUGUGCUGCUCGCCAACCUCUCGUUGCAGGCCGAAGUGGCCGUCAUGCAUCUGGUCUCUACCAUUGGCGGGCACACCCCCAUGAAGCAAACCCACAGCAAGAAAGUACCGUCUGUGGCAACGCCACCGGCUCGGAGCCCCGUGCACCGGGUCACGCUCCAGCCGUCGCUCUCGGCGACGCUCGAGCAAAUCGGCGGCUCGUUUCGGGAUUUUUUGUACGCGCCACAAGUCGAAGAGAGCUUGUGCUCGCCACGGCCACUGCUGCCACCAGCCGACGUUCUGCCCAAAACCACCAAACCGUCCACCGUCGCCUCCAAGCGCUGCAAGCCAUUGCCUCGACGGCUCCUUGGCCGCUCUGUCAUCCUCUUCAACGGCAUGGCAGGCAUCGUCCGCUUUGCGGGCUCGACCGAGUUUGCGAAUGGCAUCAUGUAUGGGAUCGAACUGCACGAGCCCCAUGGAAAGCACAGCGGCACCGUCCACGGUACGACGUACUUUACAUGCGCCAAGAACGUCCACGCGGCCCACGCCCUGCCGUACGGCGUCUUUGUGCGUGAAACGCAAAUCAAAACGUGGUUGUGA